This is a messenger RNA of Alternaria atra, 930 nucleotides long. RefSeq lists its product as uncharacterized. The transcript has a single exon. The record is from RefSeq and is a predicted model, not a curated record. Gene Ontology annotation, molecular function: uroporphyrinogen-III synthase activity. NCBI's taxonomy places the organism in Eukaryota, Fungi, Ascomycota, Dothideomycetes, Pleosporales, Pleosporaceae. The coding region runs from base 1 to 930 and encodes 309 amino acids. Gene Ontology annotation, biological process: uroporphyrinogen III biosynthetic process.
AUGGCAGAGCAAUCGCGGGGCAAGAUCCCUAUUUUACUGCUCAAGACAAAAUCGGUUCCAAAGGAUACAUAUAAGGAGCUUUUUCUUACCCUCGACAACGGCCGCUAUGCACCAGUCUUUGUGCCGGUUCUAGAGCACAGGUUCAAGCGGGAUGCCCUGCUUAAGGUGCGCCAACAUGUCACCGACCGCGGCUUCGUGCCAAAGUCACAGCAGGGUCUUGCGACCUAUGGUGCACUUAUUUUCACCUCGCAGCGCGCAGUCGAAGCUUUUAGUGAGGUUGUCGAGGAAAUCCGCAAACAGGGGACCCUCGAUAUCGACCAUCUGCUUCCAGAGAGCCUGCCGCUGUACGUAGUAGGUCCAGCGACAGCCCGCGGGCUGCGAUCGCUGGGUCUCAAAUGCCCAGUCUUAGGUGACGACACUGGCAACGGUGAAGCUCUGGCGGGUUACAUCUUGAGGCACUACAAUGCCCUCCACUCAGGUGUUCCGAAUCCACCCAUACUGUUCAUGGUCGGCGACAAGAGGAGGGAUAUAAUACCGAAGACACUCCAGUCAGAAGAGCUGGAUCCGAAGGAGAGGGCGAAAGUAGAUGAGCUGGUCAUAUACGAGACUGGAGAGAUGCAGUCUUUCAAGGAGGACUUUUCGACCAUCUGGCGGAGAAAUGCUGAUGAAGGCUCGAAGCAACAAUGGGUUGUUGUAUUCUCUCCAAGUGGAUGUCAAGCCAUGCUCGAGAGCCUGGGUCUUUUGGACGCGGAGACUGGGAAAGCCAAAGUUACUGCUGAUCAGAGGGACAUCCUGAUAGCCACCAUCGGCCCGACUACACGCGAUUACCUGAAGCAGGAAUUUGGCUUCACUCCCGAUGUAUGUGCGGAGAGACCAAGUCCAGAGGGCAUUGCAGAGGGUAUCGAAUCCUUUCUCGAGAGACACGAAUAA